Messenger RNA from Helianthus annuus (common sunflower), 924 nucleotides. RefSeq names its product glutathione S-transferase T3-like. The transcript has 2 exons. NCBI's taxonomy places the organism in Eukaryota, Viridiplantae, Streptophyta, Magnoliopsida, Asterales, Asteraceae. The record is from RefSeq and is a predicted model, not a curated record. The coding region runs from base 1 to 924 and encodes 307 amino acids.
AUGGGUUCUUCAUUUCCAAAUUUUUAUGUGAAUCUUGGAGAUUCUGGAGAUUACCCGAAUAGUCAGUACAAUGAAAACACUAUGUUUCUUUCAAACCCGAGUCAUGUUCAUGUCACUGAAAAUUUUCAAACCUCACCAAAUACUGAGAAACAUACACGAAGUACUAAAUGGGAUGUUGCUGAAGAUGUCGCUUUAAUGUCAUCAUGGUGUCUUGCUAGUGAAAAUAAAAUUCGUGGCAAGAACCAGAGAUCUAUGGCAUUGUGGGCAGAAGUAAAGAAGUUGUAUGACGAAGCUCAGGCAGAAAAUCCAGAAAAGCUUGGUGUAAGGAAUGUAGAACAAAUGAAAGGUCGUUAUAAACGGCUUAACGAAAGUGUCCAAAAGUGGGUUGGUGCAUACCGGGAAGCAUAUCGUCGCGUAAAAAGCGGAAUGAGCCAGAGAGAUGUUGAGGGUGAAGCUCAUAAAAUUUAUGAGCAUGAAGUUAAAAGCAAGUUCACUGAUUCUGUGGUUUUUAAUGAAGUUAUGUGUAAACACCCGAAGUGGGAGCUACAAAUACAUCGCGACACAACACGUUCUCGUCCAGAAUGUGAAACGGAGGAAGCAGAAAGCGGAGGCAGUACGAAAAGAUCAAGAACUACUGAAGAAGGGAACUAUUCCAAGCCAGAAACACCAAAUAGUGGUGGUUCCACAAUUCAACGUCCAACAGGUAGAGAUGCAGCUAAAAAAAGGGUAAAGGUAAGAGACACUGAGAAUGAACUUUUUAAAAGAAAACUCGACCUGGAGCAAGAAAAACUACGUCAAAAGGAUGAAAGAGACACGAAGAAAAUGCAACUUCUGCAUCUUAACACUCUUUUAGCAAAGGAUCAUUUGACGCCUCAAGAUGAAGACAUGAAAAACUUUCUGAUGUCGAAGUUUUAUGGAAAAUGA